AUGUCGUUGUCUGGAAAACAGAUUGCGGAGCACAACUCCCGCGAAUCGUGCUGGGUUAUAGUCCAUGGCAAAGCCUACGACGUUACAGAGUUCCUGCCUGAACAUCCUGGCGGUUCGAAAAUCAUCCUUAAAUAUGCCGGCAAAGAUGCGACGGAAGAAUUCGAGCCAAUCCACCCGCCCGAUACCCUAGAUAAGUAUCUCGACAAGUCGAAGCAUCUAGGACCCGUCGAUAUGGGCACAGUGGCGAAGGUUGAGAAGGCAGAAUCACCCGAAGAGAAGGAGAGACAAGCUCGGAUUGCCCGCAUGCCAAUUUUGGAACAAUGUUACAACCUGAUGGAUUUCGAGUCCGUGGCGAAGAGGGUCAUGAAGCAGACUGCGUGGGCAUAUUAUUCCAGUGGCGCCGAUGAUGAAAUCACAAUGAGAGAAAACCAUACCGCAUUCCACAAAAUAUGGUUCCGGCCCCGCGUUCUCAUCGACGUCGAAAAGAUCGACUUUAGCACAACCAUGCUUGGCACAAAGGUCGACAUGCCCUUCUACGUAACCGCCACCGCUCUAGGGAAACUAGGACACCCAGAAGGAGAGGUGGUGCUCACAAGAGCAGCCAAGAAGCAUAAUGUUGUGCAGAUGAUACCAACACUCGCUUCUUGCUCAUUCGACGAGAUCAUGGACGCGGCGGAAGGGGAUCAAGUUCAAUGGUUGCAAUUAUACGUUAACAAGGACCGAGAAAUCACCAAGAAGAUUGUGCAGCACGCCGAAAAGCGUGGUUGUAAAGGUCUCUUUAUCACAGUCGAUGCACCCCAACUCGGCCGCCGAGAGAAAGAUAUGCGUACCAAAUUCAACGACGUGGGCUCAAAUGUACAAAGCGGGUCGCAGACGGAUACGUCCCAGGGCGCUGCCAGAGCUAUCAGCAGUUUUAUUGAUCCCGGACUGAGCUGGAAGGAUAUCCCAUGGUUCAGGUCUAUUACUAAGAUGCCCAUUAUCCUCAAGGGCGUCCAAAGAGUGGAAGAUGUCAUUCGCGCCGUUGAAGUUGGCGUUCAAGGUGUCGUUCUAUCUAACCACGGCGGCCGUCAACUGGAUUUCGCACGCUCAGGAAUUGAAGUGCUUGCUGAAGUGAUGCCCGUAUUACGAGAACGCGGCUGGGACAAUCGUCUUGAGGUCUUCAUCGAUGGCGGCGUACGACGCGCCACUGAUAUAAUCAAGGCGCUAUGCUUGGGAGCGAAGGGCGUUGGUAUCGGAAGACCUUUCUUAUAUGCCAUGAGCGCCUAUGGGCAGCCUGGCGUGGAGCGUGCUAUGCAAUUAUUGAAAGAUGAGAUGGAGAUGAAUAUGCGGUUGAUUGGAUGUUCGAGUAUCGAUCAGUUGAACCCAUCGUUGGUGGAUACUAGGGCGUUGAGCAUGCAUGCUGCCAAUGUCCCAACUGAUAAUUUGGGCCAAUUCGUCUACGAUCCUUUGGUUGUCCCUAAGGAAAAGUCGAUGUUGUAA
Venustampulla echinocandica is the source of this 1479-nucleotide messenger RNA. RefSeq lists its product as uncharacterized. Bases 1 to 1479 code for a protein of 492 amino acids. Gene Ontology annotation, biological process: lactate metabolic process. Lineage: Eukaryota; Fungi; Ascomycota; Leotiomycetes; Helotiales; Pleuroascaceae. The record is from RefSeq and is a predicted model, not a curated record. Gene Ontology annotation, molecular function: L-lactate dehydrogenase (cytochrome) activity; heme binding. The transcript has 6 exons.